This is a messenger RNA of Suillus paluster, 1353 nucleotides long. RefSeq lists its product as uncharacterized. Lineage: Eukaryota; Fungi; Basidiomycota; Agaricomycetes; Boletales; Suillaceae. The transcript is spliced from 5 exons. The record is from RefSeq and is a predicted model, not a curated record. Bases 1 to 1353 code for a protein of 450 amino acids.
AUGUCGACCUUGAAGCACUCUAUUCGACACCAACAGGCACAGCUACACAGCUUGGAAAAUAUCAUAUUGCGUGGAUCACGCCCGUUACCAACUGGCUUUAUGGCUUCCUCUCAUUCUCCCCAUCCCUCGUCAGACGAUGUCUUGGACAUAAGUCCUUGUCCUGUCUCAUAUACCACGAGCUUUUCAACUCCAAAAAUGCAACGUCGCUCUAGUUUUGAUGUUUUGCAAGGUCUCGCUGGUCGCGAGUCAAAUCUUCCACUGCCGAGGAGAGAAAGUGCGACACCCACAAUGAAACGCGAUGGUAUCCGCGAGGGUAUCCCCAUGGACUUCAGCAUCAGUCCCAGUAAUGGAAUCAACCCUAAGCGUAUGUCUAGUCCAACGCGCACACUGAGUCGGAUACCUGUGGCUUCUGUAGGGAAUGCCCGUGCUUUAGCCGACGAUGGUCUCUCCCCAGCUCGUAACUCCCCUCCAGCAAUUUUACCAAUUGACGCUCAUACUGCCAAUCACUCAGACAAUUUGAAUGCCUCUACUUCUUCACUCCAAGCUCCGUCAUCUCCUAAUAGACGUAUCUCUCUUACGCCUGGGGGGACGACCAAAGUUUUGGCUGAUCUUCAGGCCGGUGUUAUGGGUGCUCGCAAUGCCUUGGAAAACACCAAGUCUCAACUACGUCUGUCACAGCGCACUGUUGCACAGUUGACACGACAGACCGAGGAUUUGAAAGAAGGCCGAGAACGCCUCAGACUGGAAAAUGAAGGUCUUAACAAUGUUGUAGCUAGAAAGGAGAGGUUAUUGCAAGAGGUUCUUGAGCGGGCCCGUAAAGCUGAAGCUGAGGCAGCAGCCCUGAAAUCUCAGCUAAAAACGGACACUGCGACCUCCAAAAAGUCUCUCCGCGAGAUGGAAUCUGCUCUCGCUGAAUCAACCGCGCUUUCUCAGAAGGCUGAACGCGAGUACAUUACCUUGCGCGACAGCAUCAAAAGCAUGACUGAGAGUUGGAAGCAUGAUACUGAUCGGCUUCGUGACGAAAUGCGGAAGCGCGAGGAUAAGCUGAAAAAGGAAGCUGAAUCGGUUGGCAAGAAGUAUAAGCUUCUCGCAGAUGAGAUGAAGGAAGCGCAACGCCUGCAAACUUCUGUGAAGGACCUCAAAAACGAGGACCAGAAAAUCAGGACAGAAGUUGAAGAAGAGUUCCGCGAGGAAAUUGUCAAACUGAAGGCACAGGUUGAACUUCAGUCUCAUCAAAGUGAUGAGGCAGUUGAGACGGCAAGAACUUUGGCGGGUGAUCUGGCUCGCCUCCGCCGCUUGAUGCAGUCUGGUGCCAAGUCCCCUCCACCUUACACUGAAGUCCCACCUCCUUGA